This is a messenger RNA of Lodderomyces beijingensis, 1395 nucleotides long. The record is from the annotation of a GenBank genome assembly. NCBI's taxonomy places the organism in Eukaryota, Fungi, Ascomycota, Pichiomycetes, Serinales, Debaryomycetaceae.
AUGUUUGCAAGUUCGGACUUGAGCCAUAAAAUCUUGCAGACGGCGUCUACCACGGACUCGUUUGCAAGGAAAAACUCCAAUGACUCGAAAUUCACAACCUCAUCAUUGUCGUCAUUAUCGCCCGCCAACUCGAUUGUCGAUUUCAAAGGCGACUUGUUACCGGAUUUAUGGCAAACCUCGUCUAAUGAAUCGUACUUGUCCGAUAGCUUUGAGAACUUUACCUUGAAGCCGACUUUUCAGCCAAAGCAGCAGCAGCAGCAGCAGCAGCCACAGCACGCAAGCCACAUCAAGUUUGUUCCUUCGCAGUCGCAGUCACCGUGCCAAUUGCCCGCAAACAACAUGCUCCAUGCCCAGUUUUCUUCUCCAACUGGCGGUGCUGCUGCAUCAUCACCAUUUGACUCGGCUAGUGUUGUGCAUCUGAGAAACGAGAUGCUACCAAGUGUGCACGCAUUUGAACAACAGCAGCACCAUCACCAUCACCACCACCAAAACCACCAAAACCACAAUCAGCAUCUUCGUCAGCAUUUGGAGCAAAGUUUUGAAGUCAACUCUCCACAACUAUGGCGCCAGUCCUCACUUCAUCAACCUACAUUUACCCACCACUCGUCAUGGAAUAACGUAAACUCUGUUGUUCAUGGCAAUUGUUUGAACUCACCACUACUCCAUCAACAAUCUUUACUCGAGCCCACAAGCUUAAAUAUCAUUUCCAACUCAAGUCAUUACAACCACAACCAUCACCACCACCAGCAACAACGACAAUUUGCCGAAGUGGUGGACCCCUACCAAGUUUCCGAGGAUAUUGUUAAUUCUCAACAGAUUUAUUUAUUAGAUGAAGAUGUCCAACAGUUGAAUAGACAAAGAGACGGGUUGUGCCAUUCAAACAGCUUGCAGAAUAAAGUGUUGCACCCACACCAGAGUCAUGGCAUUCAUCCUCAUCUUGCUCAACAACAACAACCACAACUACAGCAACAACAAGCACCAGCACCACCACCAGCACCAGCACCUCCACAUCAUAACCAUCUCCAUCUUCAGCCCCAGCAGCACUUUCAACAACAAAAGACAAGCCUGGUUGCAGCAAAUGCCACUACCCAAGACUUUGUUGAUGUCAAUAGCACGAUAACUUUAAAAGACAUUGCAAGAUUGGACCCUCCAAUUUUGACUCUGAAUAGUAAUAAGCCUGCAGUCAACACCCAGCUCUACAAGACUGAAUUGUGUGGUCCAUUUAUGAAGACUGGAACUUGCACUUAUGGAUCCAAAUGCCAAUUUGCUCACGGCGAAGAGGAAUUGAAGCAUGUCGAACGACCCCCCAAGUGGAGAUCAAAGCCGUGUUCCAACUGGACCAAGUAUGGCAGUUGCAGAUAUGGAAAUAGAUGUUGCUUUAAACAUGGAGAUUGA